This is a messenger RNA of Arabidopsis arenosa, 1183 nucleotides long. Lineage: Eukaryota; Viridiplantae; Streptophyta; Magnoliopsida; Brassicales; Brassicaceae. The record is from the annotation of a GenBank genome assembly.
AGAGGACAACGUAAGAGAUACGAACAAAUGUCUGAAAUGGAACCUAAAGAAACAAAGCCACCUCGAAAACAAUUGAGACAGCCUCCUUCUGUUCCUUUCAUUUGGGAAGAACGGCCUGGCUUCCCCAAGAAGAAUUGGCAACCUUCACUAGCCACCUUCGUGCCUUCUCCUCCUCAGCUUCCGCCACCUGUCCCAGUCCCGGUUAAGCUGGUCACAUCGGUUCCUUUCCGUUGGGAAGAAACGCCUGGAAAACCACUCCCCGCUUCCUCAAAUGACCCACCACAGCUUCCACAUCCACCAUUGGAAACUGCUACGACUCCAUUACCACCUCCAGUUCCAGUUCCGGUUAAGCAGGUUACUUCAGUUCCGUUCGAUUGGGAAGAAACUCCUGGACAACCAUACCCAUGCUUUGUUGAUACCAAUCCACCUGAGCCGUUGGAUCAACCGCUGCCACCGCCUCCCAUGUACGGUGAUGUUGAAACCAGCAGCGAUAUUUUUGAUGACGCAAGCAGUGAUUCCUUCAGCUCUGUGCCGUCUCUAUUAGCAACAAACCGCUCGGUUUCGAUAUCCGGUGCUGUUGCGGUGGAUGAAUUUGAUGACAACCUGAAUAGAGUGACAAGUUCAAUGCCAACAUCGCCAGCUUAUGAAUCUGAUGACAGUACGAGCAGUUACAUGACGGGCGCUUCCAGUCUUGUGGGAGCGCCGUUCUUGGAAAAGCUCUUUCCACGUCUUCUUCCAUCAGAAAAGGUCAAAGCUGCUGAUUCUGAGGACGUUCAGGUUUCUACUCAUCCGUUGCAUGAAGAAGUAAAGCUUACUACAGAACCUGACAACAUGAGUAUUGGCUUUCCUGUGAGGACGCCGCAGACACUCGGGGAGCUGAUAAUGAUGAGCCGAAGGAGAAGUUAUAUGAGAAGAGCUGUUGAAAUGAGAAAGCAGAAUCCUUACAAGGAAUUUACAAAGAAUGGAGCUGAUAGCUGCUGCCUUUUUGUGCCGGGAAUCAAAAUGAUAGAAGGCCUUGAGUGGAAAAAAUUUCAACCGAGGUUGAAGCUCAUUUAGAAGAAAACACAUACAAAGAUCCUCACCAUUUGUAUCCCGAAACAGCAAAUUUCGGAAGUCGUUUUCUCUUUUGAUAGACAAGGAACUUGUAUAUGCAGUACCGUAAAAAUAGAUGCGAGAUUCAAUG